Helianthus annuus (common sunflower) is the source of this 2897-nucleotide messenger RNA. RefSeq lists its product as uncharacterized. Lineage: Eukaryota; Viridiplantae; Streptophyta; Magnoliopsida; Asterales; Asteraceae. Gene Ontology annotation, molecular function: hydrolase activity, hydrolyzing N-glycosyl compounds. The record is from RefSeq and is a predicted model, not a curated record.
UCCCCAUUCCCCUCACUCAUUCUCUCUCUCUCUCUCUCUCUCUCUCUCUCUCUCUAACAUUUUCAGCGAAUAAGCUCACUCACAGGCUUUGAUUUUCUAGCAACUUAAUAAAUGGAGAUGUUGUGGCUGUGGCGGAGGUCAUUGUUUGCCGUAAUUAUCGUUGCCGUUGGAAUCGCCGCCCGUCCUCACCGGAUUCUGCUCGAUACUGAUGUCGAUUCCGACGAUUUCUUCGCUAUGUUAUACCUCUUGAAGCUUAAUAAAUUUCAAUUCGAUUUGCAGGCAGUAACCAUCAACACAAACGAGUGGUCAGACGGUGGGCAUUCGGUAAAUCACAUAUACGAUAUCCUUUACAUGAUGGGUCGGGAUGACAUAGCAGUUGGCGUGGGAGGCGAGGGUGGUAUACUUGAAGAUGGUACGAUACAACCAAAUGUUGGUGGAUAUAUUCCUAUAAUUGACCAGGGACGUGGUACAGCUGGACCUUGUAGAUAUAGACAGACUAUUCCUGUGGGAGCUGGAGGAAGAUUGUAUAAAGAUACAAACUUUGGCUAUAGGAAAAGCUUUCUUCCUCAGGGAAGCAGGAGAUACUCACCUCUUAAACAACCUACCGCUCAGCAAGUACUAAUCGAGAAGAUAUCGUAUGGACCCAUUAGUCUAUUUGUAAUAGGAGCACAUACAAACAUCGCUAUUUUUCUUAUGACCAAUCCACAUUUAAAGAAAAAUAUAGAGCAUAUUUAUAUCAUGGGUGGUGGUGUGAGGUCAAAGAACCCAACUGGUGGCAAUCAUGGUAAUUUAUAUACAUGUUUCAAAAGCAAUCCUUAUGCUGAGUUCAACUUUUUUGGUGACCCUUUUGCUGCAUACCAGGUUAUUCAUUCUGGGAUUCCGGUUACACUUGUUCCACUAGAUGCAACAAACACAAUUCCCAUUACUCAAAACUUCUUUGAGGAAUUUGAGCGGAAUCAACAUACGUUUGAGGCACAAUAUGUUUUUAAGACGUUAAAGAUGGUGCGAGAUACUUGGUUUGACGAUAAAUUCUAUGAGAACUGUUUUAUGUGGGACUCAUUUAUGUCAGGUGUUUCCACUUCAAUUAUGCGUAACGUGCACAAAAGAAAUGGAGAAAAUGAAUUCGCUGAAAUGGAGUAUAUGAAUAUAACUGUGAUUACUUCCAAUAAACCUUAUGGAAUAUCUGAUGAUGGCUCAAAUAAUUUAUUCGAUGGCCGCAGUGUUCCAAAGUUCAACUUAACGGAAAAUGGAGUUCAUAGUGGUCAUGUUCAAACAGGCAUUCGAGAUCCAUUUUGCCUCCAAAAUAACGGGAUAGGGAGAUGUAAGGAUGGUUACACAGAGAAAGUCAGUGGGCCGGAUUCAGUGCGUGUACUGCUUGCAACAAGGGCAAAGCAAAACCGUGACAAGAAUAGCUCGCUGGACCGAGAAUUUUUUGUCAGUUUUCUCAACGUACUAAACCUACCACAAAAUAAAGGCAGAUUCAACUUUUCAUCUCAGUUUCCUUAUUACAAGGAAGUUGUAUACAAACCAGAUUUUGAAGGGAAAAAACUCGGGAAAACGGUUGUGUUUGACAUGGAUAUGAGUGCAGGAGAUUUUCUUGCUCUCUUUUAUCUUCUAAAAGUACCCGUGGAUACGAUAAAUCUUAAGGCAAUACUAGUAACUCCGACAGGAUGGGCAAAUGCAGCAACAAUAGAUGUAAUAUAUGAUUUGUUACAUAUGAUGGGUCGUGACGAUAUUAUUGUUGGUUUAGGGGAUUCAUUUGGUUUAAACCAGUCUGACCCGAAUAACCCAAGUGUUGGAGGCUGCAAAUACUUGAAGGCUAUCCCCCACGGGAGUGGCGGCCUAUUAGAUUCGGAUACUCUUUUUGGACUUGCACAUGAUCUGCCGAGAAGUCCAAGAAGGUAUACAGCCGAAAAUUCUGUUGAAUUUGGAGCUCCUAGGAAUACCGAUCAUCCUCAACUUAGACAACCACUAGCACUAGAAGUUUGGAAAUCAAUAGUGAAAUCAACUGAUGUUGGAUCUAAAAUUACUAUUUUAACUAACGGACCGUUGACAACUUUAGCAAAAAUAAUACUUGCAGAUGCAAAUGCCAGUUCCAUCAUUCAGGAUGUAUUUAUAGUAGGCGGACAUAUCGGUUACCAUAGACAUGACAAGGGAAAUGUCAUCAAUGUUCCUUUAAACAUAUAUGCUGAAAUGAACAUGUUUCUAGACCCUUUAGCUGCAAAAGUGGUGUUUGAUUCAAUGCUUGAUGUCACACUCAUCCCACUUAGCAUGCAACGAAAGGUUUGUGUGUUUCCGCAUUUUAUAAAAAAACUGGACUUCGAGAACAAGACACCCGAAGCUCGUUUCAGCCGACGAUUGCUGAAAAGGAUGUAUCAGUUGCAACAAAGGAACCAUAGAUAUCAACACAUGGAUACGUUCUUGGGGGAGAUACUCGGUGCAGUUAUCUUAACGACAGAUCGACAAGCUUUAAAUCCUACCUUUCAAGCGAAACCACUCAAGGUUGACGCAACAGGAGACACAUCUAAAGAUGGACAAAUUACCGUCGAUCCAGAACAAAGGAAAUCAAUCAAAAUAUUGCAUAAGUUCGCAUCGUAUUAUGAUGUUUUUGCAGACAGGCUUGCUGAUGACAAACAAUCUGCUGUCAUUGGAAGCUUCAAUGAGCAAAAAAGAAUUUGGAGCACACCGCAAAGUAGAACUUGAAAUAAAAUUUCGAGGGACUGGUAAACUUAUUGCACAUAGUUGUUCAGGAAUGAAGAGACCAAAGGUCUGCUCUUCUAACAUAAUAUUCUCAUAUCAUAACUGUAGCUGUCAAGAUUAUCAUUGAGAUUAACCGAAUUAACGCGAGCUCGUGUUAUCUGUACAAACAAGUAACUUAUGCUUACACAUUAUCAAAU